AACUAAGAAUAAAACAUGACCAUCACGCUUCGCUUUGGCUUUCCAUUUUGAAAGCGAAAGAAAACCGAUAUCUUCUCCCUGUAAACUUACAUUUCUUCUCUACAAUCACUAACGAUUCUUGUAUUUGGAGUUGUCUCUAUUUGUUCCUUUCUCUUUUGGAAGCUUGCGUUGUUGCUUCUGCCUGUGUUGUGCUUAUCCUGGACCUGGAGGACAAGUUCAGGAAGGUUCUUAACUUCUUUUGAGUUUUCAAGCCAAUCCAAACACUCCCUAACUAGUCGUCUUCAGAUCCAAGAACUUUAAUUUCUGUUAUCUCUUUUUGUGCCUGUUUGUUCUUUCGACGAAGCGAGUGAGUGAGAAGGUCGUUAACUUGAAGAAAUCCGGCAAAAAGGGCGAAAUUGAAGUUUCAUUAGGAGUUAUAGAUGGCGACGCUCGGAGAUAUAGGGGUUUCAGCAGCUCUUAAUAUUCUUAGUGCCUUCUUGUUCUUAAUAGCAUUUGCUAUAUUAAGGGUUCAACCGUUCAACGAUAGGGUAUACUUUCCGAAAUGGUAUCUCAAAGGGUUAAGAGAUAGUCCAACUCAUGGGGGGGCAUUUGUGCGGAAGUUUGUGAAUUUGGAUUUUAGAUCAUAUGUAAGGUUCUUGGAUUGGAUGCCGGCUGCAUUGAAGAUGCCGGAACUUGAGCUUAUUGAGCAUGCUGGAUUGGAUUCGGUUGCCUACUUGAGGAUUUACUUGAUAGGACUUAAGAUAUUUGUUCCUAUAGCAUUUCUUGCUUGGGCUGUUUUGGUGCCAGUCAAUUUUACAAAUAGCACAUUAGACAUAGAAGCCAAGCUAUCAAAUGUGACUGCAAGUAAUGUUGAUAAGCUUUCAAUAUCAAAUAUCCCACUAAAAUCGGAGAGGUUUUGGGUUCAUAUUGUGAUGGCUUAUGCCUUUACCUUUUGGACAUGCUAUGUUCUGAUGAAGGAGUAUAAAAUAGUUGCUAAUAUGCGGUUGCAGUUUCUUGCAGCAGCAAAGCGUAGACCCGAUCAAUUUACAGUCCUUGUUAGGAAUGUUCCUCCAGACCCGGAUGAAUCUGUUAGCGAGCUUGUGGAGCAUUUCUUUUUGGUGAAUCACCCAGAUCACUACCUAACACAUCAGGUGGUAAUCAAUGCAAAUAAACUUGCCAAAUUGGUGCAAAAGAAGAAAACAAUGCAGAACUGGCUUGACUACUACCAAAAUAAAUAUGAACGAAAAAAAUCAAAGAGGCCGUUUAUGAAGACUGGUUUUCUUGGACUUUGGGGGAAAAAAGUGGAUGCAAUUGAUUAUCACAUAUCUGAAAUUGAAAAAUUGUCAACAAAAAUAGAUGAAGAGAAAAAAAGGGUUGUUAAAGAUCCCAAGUCUAUAAUGCCAGCAUCAUUUGUUUCCUUUAAAACUAGAUGGGGUGCAGCUGUGUGUGCACAAACUCAACAAACCAAAGAUCCAACUGUAUGGUUGACAGAGUGGGCCCCAGAGCCUCGAGAUGUCUAUUGGGAAAACCUGGCAAUUCCAUAUGUUUCACUCAGGGUUAGAAGGCUGAUAAUUGGUGUUGCAUUCUUUUUCCUCACCUUUUUUUUCAUUAUCCCCAUUGCAAUUGUACAAUCUUUUGCAAGCCUCGAGGGAAUUGAAAAAGUAGCACCAUUUCUGAAACCCAUAGUUGAAAUCGAAUUUAUUAAAUCAGUCAUCCAAGGUUUUCUUCCUGGUAUUGUAUUGAAGCUUUUUCUCAUCUUCCUGCCGACAAUAUUGAUGAUUAUGUCUAAAUUUGAAGGCUUUGUGUCUCUAUCAUCUCUCGAAAGAAGAUCAGCUUCUAGAUAUUAUCUAUUCAAUUUGGUGAAUGUCUUCCUUGGGAGCAUAAUAACUGGAUCUGCACUUGAGCAGCUAAAGUCUUUUAUAAAGCAGUCAGCAAAUGAAAUUCCCAAGACUAUUGGAGUAGCUAUACCAAUUAAAGCAACUUUCUUCAUAACUUAUAUAAUGGUCGAUGGAUGGGCUGGUAUAGCUGCAGAGAUUUUAAUGUUGAAACCACUGAUCAUAUACCACUUGAAGAAUUUCUUCUUGGUGAAGACUGAAAAGGACAGGGAGGAGGCAAUGGAUCCAGGAAGUAUUUGUUUCAACACUGGAGAACCUCGUAUUCAGUUAUAUUUUCUGCUGGGCCUUGUCUAUGCGACAGUGACUCCUCUUUUGCUCCCUUUCAUAAUUGUUUUCUUUGCACUGGCCUAUGUGGUUUUCCGUCAUCAGAUCAUAAAUGUUUACAACCAAGAGUAUGAGAGUGGUGCAGCAUUCUGGCCCGAUGUCCAUAAAAGAGUCAUUGCGGCAUUGGUUAUAUCACAGUUGCUUCUUAUGGGACUGCUGGGUACAAAGGAAGCUGCUCAAUCAACACCAUUUCUCGUUGCUCUUCCUGUACUUACGAUAUGGUUUCAUAAGUUCUGCACAGGCCGAUACAAAUCUGCAUUUGUUAAAUUUCCCUUACAGGAAGCAAUGAUGAAAGACACUUUAGAGCGUGUACGGGAACCGAACUUUAACUUGAAAGGUUAUCUUCAAAAUGCAUACAUCCAUCCUGUCUUCAAAACUGACAAUGAAGAUGAAGAUGAAGAUGAUAUGCUUUACUGGAGCGAGGAGAAAGAAAAUGUGUUAGUUCCCACAAAACGCAAUUCCCGUAAAAACACACCAGUUCCCAGCAAAAUGAGUAGUGCAUCCUCACCGGCUCCCUCUUUGCCUGACACUGUUCGUGAAAACUCAGAGCUGUGAUUCUGUUUAAGGCACAGUGAAGGAUGGCAACAUUGUAAGUAAAUUGAGAAAGCAAAUUCUUGUAUAGACGGAGUGAAGGAAAAGAUAAGCAGCCAGUCGAACUCCGGUUUCCAUUUUCGAGCAAGAAGCAAGUUCUGGAUUUCUGUAGCAGGCAGUUGAAGACUACUUUAAUGGUGAACACAUACAGAUGAGGAAGUGUUAAGUUGUGUGAAAAGAUGGAUGAUAUAUUAAAUUUAUUUAAUUUGUUUGUAGCAUUGUAGUGUGUUCAAUAUAGUUUUACUUGCAUUUCUCCA
This is a messenger RNA of Mangifera indica (mango), 3046 nucleotides long. Its product is annotated as calcium permeable stress-gated cation channel 1-like. The transcript has 11 exons. Gene Ontology annotation, molecular function: calcium-activated cation channel activity. Gene Ontology annotation, cellular component: plasma membrane. The record is from RefSeq and is a predicted model, not a curated record. The coding region runs from base 420 to 2753 and encodes 777 amino acids. Lineage: Eukaryota; Viridiplantae; Streptophyta; Magnoliopsida; Sapindales; Anacardiaceae.